AUGGGGCAGAGCUUCUGGGAGCAGCUCCAUUUCACCCUCACCCUCCUACUCCUGAAUCUGGGGUCUACUGUGACUGGAGAUGCCCCUCACAGCUGCUAUGGGGUUCCAGGCCUGCCAGGCAUGCCGGGUGUGCCAGGCAAGGAUGGCCGGGAUGGGCUGAAGGGAGCCAAAGGCGAGCCAGGCAUCCCGGCCACUCCUGAAACACAAGGGUCCAAGGGCAUGAAAGGGGACCCCGGCAGCCCUGGCUGGCCAGGCAAGGCUGGCCUCACUGGUCCCCCUGGUCCUCCUGGAGACCCUGGGACUAUGGGCAUGGCCGGAGAGCCAGGGAUGCCAGGUAGCUACAAGCAGGAGCACCAGUCAGCAUUUUCAGUGACGAGGCAGACCAGUGAGUACCCCUUGCAGGAUGUCCCUGUGGUGUUCAACCACGUCAUUACCAACACCAACCAUGACUACAACACUGCCACGGGCAAGUUCACCUGCAAGCUCCCCGGCCUCUACUACUUCGUCUUCCACACCUCGCUGACAGCCAACCUCUGCGUUGUCCUGUACAAGAACGAGAGAAAGAUGGCCAGCUUCUGCGACCACAAGACCAACACCAUGCAGGUCAGCUCUGGUGGGAUCCUCCUCCACCUGGCUGCUGGGAACCAGGUCUGGCUGGCGGUGAAUGAUUACAACGGCAUGGUGGGCAUCGGCAACUCCGACAGCAUCUUCUCGGGGGUCCUGCUCUUCCCAGACUAG
This is a messenger RNA of Pterocles gutturalis (yellow-throated sandgrouse), 738 nucleotides long. RefSeq names its product complement component 1, q subcomponent, C chain (gene C1QC). Gene Ontology annotation, molecular function: protein binding. The transcript has 2 exons. Bases 1 to 738 code for a protein of 245 amino acids. The record is from RefSeq and is a predicted model, not a curated record. Lineage: Eukaryota; Metazoa; Chordata; Aves; Pterocliformes; Pteroclidae.